Molecule: messenger RNA, 224 nt
Organism: Funneliformis mosseae
Lineage: Eukaryota; Fungi; Glomeromycota; Glomeromycetes; Glomerales; Glomeraceae
Source: the annotation of a GenBank genome assembly
UACUCAUCCCAGAUAAUAAGUUUGUUAUUCAAAUUAAUUCAGUUAAUUCAGAUGUAAAACUUAUAUCUAAAGUAGAUGUUUCAGAUAAUUUAAUGAAAAUCUUGAAUCUUGAAUGGGUUAUUCUUUUACCAUCUAACAAUAAAGCUGCAAUUUCUAAUAAAAUAACUGCAAUAGCUAUUUUAUUAUUUGCUCUUAUUUUUACCAAAAUCAUGUUGAAUAAAAAG